Molecule: messenger RNA, 3663 nt
Organism: Mauremys reevesii (Reeves's turtle)
Lineage: Eukaryota; Metazoa; Chordata; Testudines; Geoemydidae
Product: guanine nucleotide-binding protein G(t) subunit alpha-3
Exons: 8
Coding region: 527-1435 (302 amino acids)
Biological process (GO): detection of chemical stimulus involved in sensory perception of bitter taste; sensory perception of sweet taste; adenylate cyclase-modulating G protein-coupled receptor signaling pathway
Cellular component (GO): photoreceptor outer segment; heterotrimeric G-protein complex; photoreceptor inner segment
Molecular function (GO): GTP binding; G-protein beta/gamma-subunit complex binding; G protein-coupled receptor binding
Source: RefSeq, a predicted model, not a curated record
AGACCCAGCCACCCAGGCAGAACCUCAGUGAAGUCAAUGGGGCUCUGGGCAGAUACAGAGUUCUUCCUAAACUGAGCAAGCUUGUUGGGGUUCUACUUUCCACACACACUCACUCUCCCUUCUACAUGAGAGUCCAAGGUUACGGUGCAUAGAGAGUGGAGUUAUAUCUGCAACAAUGGGUUUGCACCCGUGAUGGUUCUAAAUAUAGACUAAAUGUAAACUUUCCCCACCAUGCAAUGUAAUGCAGGAUCAAGCGCCUUUUAUUCGCUAAGUUGAGCUCUCAUAUGCUUCAAGUGCCCAGUGGAUGCUGACAGAACAUAAGUUGGGCCCAUUUUCUUUUCUCUUUGUUUCCAAAAUCUAUAUUCUUUUAAUUGUCAGUGUUCUUUUAGCUUUUACAAAUGAUAUUUCUAUUAGGAUUUCAGUGCAACAUACAUCUUGAUUUAAAAUGAAAGAGGAUUCUACGAGAUGAAAUGAUGUCUCUAAAGACAGUGCUGGAGAAUCAGGAAAGAGCACUAUUGUGAAACAAAUGAAGAUCAUCCAUAAAGAUGGCUUCUCAAAUCAGGAAUGCAUGGAGUUCAGAUCUGUUAUUUACAGUAACAUAUUGCAAUCCAUCCUGGCUAUCGUGAAGGCGAUGUCCACUUUAGGGAUUGAUUAUAAAAACCCUGCCAGUAGAGAAGAUGAAAGACAACUGUACACUAUGGCAAAUUCUCUAGAGGAUGGAUCCAUGACUCCUGAAUUGUCUGAAAUCAUAAAGCGACUGUGGAGUGACCCUGGAAUCCAGGCCUGCUUUGAAAGGGCAGCAGAAUAUCAGCUCAACGACUCAGCAGUUUACUAUCUCAAUGAUCUGGAGAGGCUGACAGCUCCUGGAUAUGUUCCCAAUGACCAAGAUGUUCUGCGCUCAAGAGUGAAAACAACUGGAAUUAUUGAGACUCAGUUUUCCUUCAAAGAUAUGAACUUCAGAAUGUUUGACGUGGGUGGACAGCGAUCAGAGAGAAAGAAGUGGAUUCACUGCUUUGAAGGAGUUACUUGCAUCAUAUUUUGUGCUGCACUCAGUGCCUAUGACAUGGUCCUGGUGGAAGAUAAAAAUGUGAACAGAAUGCAUGAAAGCCUUCACCUGUUCAACAGUAUCUGUAACCACAAGUACUUUGCUACCACCUCCAUUGUGCUGUUUCUAAAUAAAAAGGACCUCUUCCAAGAAAAAAUAACAAAAGUUCAGCUCAGUGUCUGCUUUCCAGAAUAUGAUGGACUAAACACAUUUGAAGAUGCAGGAAAUUACAUCAAGAAGCAGUUCCUAGACUUGAAUUUAAAGAAAGAAGACAAGGAGAUAUAUUCUCAUAUGACCUGCGCCACAGACACCCAGAACAUCAAGUUUGUUUUCAAUGCAGUAACAGACAUCAUAAUCAAAGAAAACCUGAAAGACUGUGGCCUCUUUUAACCAUUUGCUCCCUCAGCUCCAUCCUCUCUAUCUUCCUCUACCUCUCUCUUCUCACCACUCUUUAUCCUGCAUGUUGGUUGUGGUGGAAAGAGAAAGUGCUGUCAGCUGGGCUUUGGUUAGAUAUAACUUUAUACCUUGGAUGUAGUUUGCAUUGUAGAACAAAGACCCCUGUAAGGAGUGUCAUGAGAUUAUAUGAUCCUGAUGUUGAGAGAGUCUGUGCUCCCAUACCUCUUAUUGGAAUCAGUAGGAGUUUCCUGCUAAAAUCAAUAUGAGUUAAAGUUGAUCAGCAUUUCUCAAGAUAAGGCCCUGUAUUCUUCAAUGAUGGGGGGAAAGUGGUGGAAAGUGAAAGACAAUAUGCAAGAAGGGUUGUGUGGGGUUUUUUUAAGGUUUAAGAAAACCUUAAUAUUUAAAAACAUAUCUCUGAAUGUUAUCCAGUCAUUUCAGUUCAGUUUUCUUGUGUUUUCAUGUUACAUUGAUGGUUCAAAAUUAUGUUGCAUUAAUACAACAAUUUUUAUGCAAAUAUAGAAUAACAUGCCCCGAUGGCAUUUUAGAUUGUUGUAUUUAGUUGGCUUAUGGCGCAGCAAUGCAAAUCAGAUUUCUCAAUAUUAUUAUAUGUGUCAAAGUUUACGGAAUAUAUAUGUAGAAAUACAUACAUAAUUCAUACAAGAGCUAUAUACUGAAUUUUAAAAAAAUGUAAUAUUGGAAGCAUGAGGCAUCCAAUUUUGGGAAAAAUCAUUGAUAUGUGGUAGAGCAGAAUUAGAGAUAUACCUUACAGUAUAUCCCUUAAGGAUAAACUGCAAAUCUUUCUUUGUAGCUGCUAAGACAUGAGUUUAAGGUUCUGAAACCAGUUAUCUCUGGUCAUAGCGUGAUAGCUGCCAUCUUGGAUGACUGAAAGAUCUAUAUAUGUGCAGAAAGUUAAGGGGUAUAGAGAACAUAUAAACAAACAUAUGAAGGGGCAAACGCCAAAGAGGGAGAGGAUUGAAAUGUAGGAUUAGUGGAAUAAAAUUAAGAAAGGAAAAUUUUAGUCCUAGUUUCAGGAAAAUCCUUUUGACAGUAACACCCAUUAGACCUCGUAUAGUCUCUCACUUGGGUCUUUUAAAGCUAAACUGAAUAGAACACUAGAAAAUGGAGUGUAGUGGACAGUCCUGCAUUACACAAGAUGACCAAAUACAGUAGGGUCUGCCAUUCCUAAUAUCUGUGUUUCUAUUAACUUCUGAAUUGCAGUCCUUUCAUUGACUUUCAUUAUUUGUGUAUUCAGUAAUGUGUAUUCAAUGCCAGCACCUUGGGAUGACUUUAAAUCAACAAAUCAUGUUUAAAAUGAACCCUGUCAAGAGUGGCAGCAUCAAAAUUAAUUUCUGAAUGCCUUUUUUAAACCCUUGCUUAUAAUUGAAAAACACAUGCGUUAUUUAUUAUAUCGUUCACACCACUUCAAGCAAGAGCAUGAGCAAAUGAAUGGACCUUAUACUGUGCCCUGAAGUUCAACAAAUGUAAAUUGCACACUGUGGGGUUUUAUGCUGCAUCCUAUGAAGCAUCUGGUGUUGACCACUCUCAGAGACAGGAUUCUAGGCUUCAAGACCCAUCGCUCUGAUGCAGAAUGGCAAUUUCUUUGUUCUUAAACUUGAGAUCUUGGAAGCCAACAACAGGAAUGAGCUCCAGCAUUGCGGGCCCAACACCAAAACUAUUCUAAUGCUCCCAAAAGUGCAAAUAUAAUGACUUUUAAGAGAACUUCUGAUCUCAGCUGUCAGAAAGGCAUUAUCUAUUGUACCCAGAACCAAGACUAUGCCUGUAAAAUGACCAGUUUUUCCCUCAGGAAUAUUUGCAUGCAAAACCUGAUCUUUUCACAAAUAUUUGCAAACUUUGUCAGAAGCAAAUCUCUCACCGAAUACAGCCCUUCACUGCAAAAUGAUCUAAUUUUGCCAACUAAGGAAAUUCAUCAACUUGCUUAAAAUCACCACAAGAAGAAAUUUACUAUGGGCCCAGUUCUGUGAGGUACUGAGAGCCAUCCACUCUCUUUGAAGUCACCAUUCACAGCAAAGAGAGAUUGAAAGUGUUGAGAACACUUUCAGGCCUAGAGAUUAUGCAUCUAUCUCUGAAUACUGAUUUAUUUAGGAAUAGAGAACAGAUUAUUAAAAAUGAACUAAUUCCUGAUUUCUCAAUUGCUUUUUUUUCUUUUAAAAAACCCAUAAUUAAUAUAAUUGAUUACUUUGUAAUACAUAACACUUCUUGAA